Messenger RNA from Passer domesticus (house sparrow), 1547 nucleotides. RefSeq names its product protein BUD31 homolog. The record is from RefSeq and is a predicted model, not a curated record. NCBI's taxonomy places the organism in Eukaryota, Metazoa, Chordata, Aves, Passeriformes, Passeridae. Gene Ontology annotation, biological process: mRNA splicing, via spliceosome. Gene Ontology annotation, cellular component: nucleus; spliceosomal complex.
AUGCCCCCAGUGAGGAGCAGCAGGAAGGCUCUGGAUGGCCGGGAGCUGAUGGAGCCCACGCUGGACCAGCUGGGUCAGAGGACGAGAGAAGUGGAGAUGGAGCAACUCAAAGGGAAAAGGAGAGUGGAGUCCCUCUGGAACAUCUUCAGGAUCCACCACCAGAAAACCUGUUACAUCUGUGAUCUCUUCCACACGAGGAAAGCAACCAGCAGAGAGCUCUAUGGGUACUGCACCAAGGGAGACAAAAACCUGACUGCAAAGUGGAAGAAGCAGGGCUAUGGGAAUCUCUGCUGCAUCCAGACUCGGGACACCAACUUUGGGACCAACUGCAGCUGCAGGGUCCCCAAAAGCAAGCUGGAAGUGGGCAGAAUCAUUGAGUGCACUCACUGUGGAUGCAGAGGCUGCUCUGGGUGAAGCCUUUUGCCAUUAAAUUUGUUUUUUGAACUGUGAGGGACAUCCUCCUCCUCCUCAAUGGACUGUGAGUGCAAUUACUGCUGUGAUGGGAUAUUUCUGUAUAAUAAUUAAAGCAGCAGCAUGAUCAUCUGGAUCAUGCAUAAAUGGGGGUGCUUUGGAGUCAGCUUUUGUGUGGCCAUUUAUUUUAAAAUAAAGCUUGCCUUCGUGGGGGAAAAAAAAGAAAAAGAGAAAAAAAAAAAGUUUUGCACUGAAUGUAAUUCUGAAGUCACACAAAACAUGUAAGUGGGGUUUGCAGCCACUGCAGAGAUCACUUGGGAAGAAACGCCAUCAAGGGAAGCAAAAUCUGCCGUGUACAACAUUACGAAAUAGAAAUAUUCAUUCCUCACACCAAGCAGUAGAACAGGAGGUAUUUAGCACGAGAAGGAAGGACCUGGAAGGUGACAGAGCACUGGCAAAUGUAUCCUGAAAGGUUGAAUGAAAGCCCCUUCUGCAUUCACAUCAGCGUUUAUGUGAAAGUGUUAAGUGUAUGUGCUAGAGAGCUAUUCCUAGAUUCCCUAAGAAUGCACCACAAGAUUUUACAAGUAAUCAAUUCAAAAAGCUGGAAAACAGAAGAAAAUUAUUUAUUUAUACAGAGAAGAUCACACCUUUUAUGAAUUAUGAACUAUGCAUUUAUAUAGCAGGCCAUAUGUGCUCAUGAAUAAAUCCUUUUCUGAGACUCAAGACUUUGGUAGCUGUUCUCUAAGUUAAACUUUACACAUGUUAAUGAGGAGAAGCCUAGGAAAUGAAGACAGUUCCUUCCUAAGUAAAAGUCUUGCUUAAGCCAGUGAAACCCCAAAACCUCAGAAAGGUUUUGCAAUGUCCAUUUGUAUUUCUGGGACUGAAAUCCUUAAAACAACUCGAGAACAUUCCAAGAAAAGAAAAGCAAGACCCAGCUGUGUGCACCGAGCAGAAAAAGCUGCUUCAUGUGUUUAGGAUGUUGUCACUUACCAAGAGCAUUUAGGCUGAGGAUUUUUGUAUUUGGCUGAAUCAAACAACUAGCAUUGAAAUUUGUAAACAAUAUUGUAAUUGUUUUGUAUUGUAAUAACAAUUAGCACUGUAAAUUUAGCAUUCAAAAAUUAUAUGACUAUACAAUU